Gadus morhua (Atlantic cod) is the source of this 5153-nucleotide messenger RNA. It is a transcript of the gene zfta, whose product is annotated as zinc finger translocation associated. The coding region runs from base 1036 to 3363 and encodes 775 amino acids. The record is from RefSeq and is a predicted model, not a curated record. The transcript is spliced from 5 exons. Lineage: Eukaryota; Metazoa; Chordata; Actinopteri; Gadiformes; Gadidae. Gene Ontology annotation, biological process: negative regulation of DNA-templated transcription.
CAUCUUUUUUUGAGAGCCCUCGCUUAUCAUCAAGGGACCUCAUUUUAUCCAUCCGUGACAAAUGAUCAAAAAAAUAGAGUAGGCCUACUAUGGUAAGCACGCUGACGUUAAUAGACUCCGUUUAAUUUCACUAAUACGGUACGCUGAAGGAUUGAAUGAGCUAAAAUAUUUUUAGACUGACACUAGGCGACACAAAGCGUUUGGUAGAUGCACCAAUUAUGAAUAAUAUUAAUAUCAACCACGUCAACAACAAUAAUAACAAUGGCUGCUUUAUAAAUUAUUGCAUUUUUAUCGGUUAAUGGGGUCGUGGCCAAAACACGUCAUUGCAACUUGCAGUUGGACAAAGGUUCCCUAAUUUGUAGGCUUAUAUUGAGUUGACUACAGUCCAUAUUUAUUUAACGUAUUACAUUCAAAUGACCGCUAGUAGACUACAAGCAUUAUAUAAUGUAGGCUAUUGUUUUGUUUUUCUUAAUAUAUGUACAUUACAGUGUCUAACAUGCUAUGUGUUGUGUCUCUUUUUUAUUCUAUUACACGUCCAUCCCUGUGUUAUACGUGGUUUGACCUGAUUGCGGGGAUAUAUAAAGUAUUAGUCCUACUCCAUCUGGCCCCCGGGUGCGCGUGUCAAUGCGUGAAAGCCGCUACUGUCUCUUUAAAUUUACCCAGGAGCCCCUUAAGGAGCCCCAGGGGCCCCUAGUACGGCUCCCCACCCUGAAGACAAGCAGAACCUUAAAAUACAUACUGGAGGCCCGCUAAAGCGCUUUACAAACAAGAACAACACACACUCGCGGAGCCGAAGACGGACAGAGAACCGGUAAAAAUACGGUGGCGAUACAUAAAAAGUUAACUUGGCUCCCCGAGCGGAGCGCAUGUGGGGGGACGAGGGGUUCAUUUAUAAAUACGGCACAGGCACCCAAAAGCGUUGGGUCCGUCCUCGGCUGCUCGCGAAAAACGGGUGCCGAAUAUAACAUGCUAUGUAACACUGCUGUGUGAAGGCGAUUGGGGAGCCACAAUCAUAUUCCAAAAAAUCAGCCAGUAAUGGAAGAGAAAGAUACGGGGGAGAGCGAUCCUGUGGACCUCCAGUGUGCUGAGCAGACAGAUCUCGUCUCAUUAAUAAUAAGCGGAGAGGAGGAAGCGACGCAAGAGGAGAGUGACCUGGGAAACUGUUCACUACUAGGAGACGAGGACGACGAGGACGACGAAGACGGCGGCCUAGCCAACGGCCACGAUGAGGACGAAUCCCAGAGCAGCAUGGCCACGCCCGCCAGCUCCCCCCACACCAGCUACUGGAGCGUCACCGAGGGUCCGGACCAACCCCUUCUGCUGUCCCCUGCCCCGGGUCCCUCCGGCGGCGGCGGCGGCAAGGCCCCAAGGGUCCCGAGGGCCUCCCGCCAGGGCCUCAGCCGCAUCCCGGGCCGGGACCACCGGCGCUACUACCACGAGUAUUGGCGCAGCGAGUACCUGAUGGACUUUGACCGGCUGCGGCAGGGCAUGAUCUGCAUGGUGUGCGGCAGCUCGCUGGCCACGCUCAAGCUCAGCACCAUCAAGCGCCACAUCCGCCAGAAGCACCCCGACUCCCUGCUGUGGAGCCCCGCCGACAAGGAGGUGAUCCGCUCGGGCUGGGAGAGCCACCUGGGCCUGGGGGGCGCCCACAAACCCUUCUUCCCCCCGGAGGAGGAAGCAGGAGGAGGAGGAGGAGAGGGAGUGGGCGUUGGGGCGGCGCCGGACCCCGUCGGACCCCUGGGAGCGCUGGGAGCCCUGGUACCCCUGGACCCGGGUCUGGAGGAGCUGUUUGCGCAGGAUCCUCCCCCUGCAGCAGAAGCCCCUGCGACGGCUGCUGACACGGGAUACAUCGACCCCACCCCCCCGCCCCUGCACCACCCACCCCCCCAACAACCACUGGGUCCAACCCCCUACACGGGGCUGAGCGGACCCCCCCGAGCCUCCAGCGAGGAGGAGGUGGAGGAGGAGGAGGAGGAGGAGGUGCGGCGGCGGACGGAGGAGCCGAUGAAAGUGGAGACGACGAUGUCGACGGCGGGGACGGGCGUGGAGGAGCCGUCGGCGCGCACGCUGGAGCGCUACCUCAACGACUCGCUGCACGCCUGGUUCCGCCAGGAGUUCCUCAUGGAGUACGAGGCGCCGGCGGCCGGCACGGGCGUGAGCCGCCUGCUGUGCAUGGUGUGCGGGGGCCAGCCGCACUCGCUGCACCUGGACCACAUCAAGGGCCACGUGCUGGAGCGCCACCCCGACUCGCUGGUGUACAGCGCCGAGGAGAAGCACCGCGUGCUGCAGGCCUGGGCCCACGCCCACCCCGAAGAGGAGGCGGGGCCGUUCAUCAAGUCGGAGCGCGACACCAAAGACCCCGAGGCCGGGCUCUCCCCUCAGGACGCGGGGUACAUCCAGGGGGGCUACGCGCUCCCGCCGGGCCACGCCCCCCUCACUCAGGACCCCGGCGGCGUUGGCGGCGGCGGCGGUCUCAUCGGCGAGGACGGCAUCGGCGGCUUCGGCGGGGCCGUGGCCGGGACCCCCGACCACCGGGGGCCGCGGGGCCGGGGGGCCCCCAGGAGGAGGCGGCUCCGCGGGGGGGAGCCGUGGCGGCUGCGGCUGGACUACCUGGUGGCCUACGGGCCCCAGGGCCGGGGGACCUACUGCAUGGUGUGCUCCCAGGCCCUCGCCGAGACCAAGGUCAGCGGCUUCCGCCGGCACAUCCAGGAGAGCCACCCGGAGACGGGCGGCCUGGGCCGCAAGGAGCGGGAGGCCAUGGCGGCGGCGUGGACCAAAGAUUACCACGGCGACCACGUCAAAGAAGAGCUCCACCCCAGCGAGCUCGUGGCUGCCACGGCGACCGACGGCGCGGCGGCGGCGGCGGCGGCGGGGGGCGACUGGCCCUCCCCCCUCGCCGGCGGCGGCCUUCGGCGGCGGCGGCGGCGGGCGAUCAAGAAGGAGCCCCCGGGAGGUCCCGGGGAGGAGGGGGAGCAGGGGGGGGCGGCGGCGCCCGGCUCCUGCGCCGCCGCCGCCUCCUCGCGCCACACCCACUACCCGGGCAAGGACCAGCGGCGCAACUACCAGGUGCGCUGGCGCCAGGACUUCCUGAUGGACUACGACUGCCGGCGCCACGGCCUGAUCUGCAUGGUGUGCGGCUCCACGCUGGCCACGCUCAAGGUGAGCACCAUCAAGCGGCACAUCCAGCAGGUGCACCCGCAGUCGCUGGCCUACGACGCGGGCGAGCGGCAGAACGCGCUGCUCUGCUACGGCCGCGCGGCCGAGCGCUUCGUGCACGCCGACGACUGCUUCGCCCGGCAGGACCACGGGCACGGGGGCACCGGGACCACGCCCACCACGCCCACCGGACACUCGGGGACUUGAGGCGCAGCGGGCGGGCUUGGGGGGUUGGGGGGGUGGUGGGGUUGAGUUGUUUUUGUCGCCUGCUCCGGAAGGUUCUUAAGGCGGGGAUGCGUUCUGGAGGGACUUGUGAGGCAGCUGGUAGGGGGUGUAGAAGUGGUGCAGUCGAUGAGGGGCGGAGAUGGUUUUAAAGGACUAACGCUAACUGGGUCACACCGUCGCCCGCGUGUUAUGCUAGCUCUGUGCUGGGGGGGGGGGGGGGGGGGGGAGGGAGGAGGGGAAAAUACACAGGGCUCAGUUGUUCAGUUGUUUCUUGAGUCUUUACGUUCUCAGGAAGCUUGAACCAGAGUUUGUUUUUCUUUCUUGUAAAGAUUGCCAGAAAAUUAUCAUUUUUAAAGGUUAUGUGUCUGAAGACAACACAGCACUUUUUUUGUCACCCCCUCCCCCACCCCCACACCCCCCUUGAAAAAUGUUCCUUAAUCCUGGCGGUCUUCUUACUUAAUGCCAAUUUAGCGCGAGACCGGGGUUACAAGAUAUAAAAAUACGAUUGCUUAAGACAAUGAAUACCACCGUGCAGCCAUAUGACUUUUUGGCUUAGUCAUGUGUUUUUAUUUUCUGUUCACCAUCGUCGAUAGGGAGGGAGGGGAGUGUACCUCGAUUGUCAACCAUCAACACCAAUGUCUGUCGCUCAUCCUUUAUGACACAAGUCCAUACCUAUAGCCAUGUCCCGUAAAACCACCUUUGCUGCGAACUGCACACAAAUAAGAAAGUCACACGUUGUAAAUAUGUUGAAAGUUUUAAUUAUGUUUCUUUUAUACAUGCACUUUUAGGCGUCCUGGUUUGUACUAAACAACUUUUGAAUAUGCUCUUUCUACUCAACUGAACGCCAGUGCUAAAAGGUUGUUUAUUUCUUUUUUGCAUGAGGUAAGAAUUCCGUUCCAACUUCGCCGUUUGUAAAGCAUAUGUUUUACAAAAACGGUAGCAUAUGCAAAGAAUAUUGUACACAAACAAAGUCAUCAAAUGUCACUUUCCUACCAGGGAAAAGGCUCAACUCAGGGAUGCUCAAUAUUCCACGUUCCAGCUAUGCUAUGAGAUGUUAUGUUGUGCUAUUACAGUUUGUGGUCCAUCACCUUUGAGACGCAGAGAGCACCAGGCCAGCUGUGACCUGCAGAAGUGUCUCACUGGCGACAUGUGUUCAUCCCCAAGCUUUUGACAAAAACAUUGUUCACUCAACUUUUGGGGGUGGCCAAUGACAACCAAAACCAUUAGUUGUAAGUGUUCCCGUUAGACACGCCCCCAUUUACAGUUCUUAUCGUGUCAUAUUUUAGCGUUGAUCACGUCAGCCUCUCGUUCUUUACGGCGACAGAAGCCUUUUGAUUUUUGACUUGGCACUUAAGUUAUUACAUAAAAUGAAUGAAGUUACAGCUAGAUGAAUGAUUUACAAUAGAGGAAAAAGAUAUAGGACAUAUAGGUGUGUGUGUGUGUGUGUGUGUGUGUGUGUGUGUGUGUGUGUGUGUGUGUGUGUGUGUGUGUGUGUGUGUGUGUGUGUGUGUGUGUGUGUGUGUGUGUGUGUGUGUGUGUGUGUGUGUGUGUGUGGUGAGGGGGGCACUUAAAAAGACACCCAUUGAAGCACUCUGUUCCUAAACAAUCACACCAAUAGUCCAUAGCUUUUGGAAGUUGAUUCAUAAUGUUACCCUCCUAACGGCUUGAUGUCCCCCAGUUCACGUAUUAAUUAUCUGCCUGUCCACUUCAUCUACUUUUUGUUCCCUUUCUGAAUAUUUCAUACAAUAAAUCAUUUGGGGGGGAAAAAACAA